Molecule: messenger RNA, 6829 nt
Organism: [Torrubiella] hemipterigena
Lineage: Eukaryota; Fungi; Ascomycota; Sordariomycetes; Hypocreales; Clavicipitaceae
Source: the annotation of a GenBank genome assembly
AAAUAUCCUACCAGCAUCGCGUCUCCGCUACUCACGCGCUUUGUUGCAGCAAAAUCUACCAUUGGUAUCAUCGCCAACUCGCAGAAUAGAUCCCGUUGAUCCCUACUGGUCCAGCGAGACUGUUCAAUUGUCCCACUAUGGCGCCUCUAAUUCUUCACAACGUCCCCGAUGACGAAUGUUACGUUGGCGACGACGGCGUCAAGAGACCCUACGCCAUGAUUUUCAACCAAAACGAUGGCGGUAGCACCAGAUCACGACGCGCGGUCGCCGAGACUGGCUCAUUUGGCAAAUCGACCCGACGAGCUCGCUCACGAACAGGAACACCAGCUCGAGGCACCAAAGAGAACCCGACGCUCGCCGCUGCCGACAAGCUCUUCGGUGACUGGGUAAACAACCAGGCUACAACGCCGACCAACUCGACAUCACAACGCAAAGCCGGUGCGCAAGACGACCCUGCGCCCCAACGCGCUUUCCAGUCAACGCCGGUAGAGCUCAUCCUGCGAGGCUACCGCAACGCGAACCAGCAAUACGCUGCCAUCUCCCAUUACGAAGACCUUGCUGGCCUCAUCCUUGAGGACUACCCUCGCGAUCCCCCCUCUACACAGCGACGAUACAAGUCAGACCUGCGCGACCCUGCCUUCACGCGGCGACGAAACUUAUCCCCCGAAGAACGAGCUCUCGUCAACCACGCCGAUGGCGGUGAGCACUGGGUCAAGAUCACGUUCGAGAGCACCGAAGCCGGCAAUGCGGCUAUUUACUCGAGCCCCCAGCGAAUCCUCGGGCACCUUGUCUACGCUGAACCCUACCGCGGCAUGGCACCAGCAAAGGACGAGCCAUGCCCCGAUGUCGAAUUUUUCCAAGAAUCCCACUUUGAGCGAUCACAGAGCAUGCCUGCCGGUCUUGGCAGCUUCGGCACCCCGAAAAAGCACUCUUCCGCCGGUCUUCCAAGCUCCUUCAGCAGCCGCUUGCUCGACCUAAACUCACCUGAUACCCGAAGCGAAACGCUCGACACGGCCACUAUGUCGCCAUCCCGGGCAUCGACGAUUGGUCCCUCCGACCCCUGGCCCUCGCUGAGCAGCCCUCCUAGCCACAGCACUGCUGUUGAGCCCAUGUCUAUCGAGACCGAGCAACAGGAUGGCGCAUACUGCCGUCGCAUUCCCACAGCCCGCCGCGCCAGACUUCUUCCUGCCGAGCAGGCUCUUCUCCCUCAGCAGUCAGUCAUGCAGCGUGUUGUUGGCGCUGUGCCAUUCAUAAAAUGGUUCAGCGGCAGCAUGAUUGGCAAUGAGGUGCCGCGAAUGGAGUCGGGCGAGUUUGACUGGAACCGCGCCAGCCUGUACUGGAAGAUUAUCUGGUGGCUUGAUGCCACUUUUGGUCUCUUCAAGGGUGACGUUUGCAGCGUCGACAAGGACGACUAAGAGGGGUGGGCAAUCUUGCUCGCAUAUCGGGAGACGUGAUUUAAUGUAUGAUACUAUUUUCGGUAACAUGGUGGAAAGCGAAUGGCAUCGUCUGCGACGGUAUGGAGUCGUGUGGCGAGCUGCCAUCAUCAGUUUCAUGGGCGGCGUUGGUAUGCAUAGACGUUUCAAAUUUUACAUGUGCGGACUUGCCGCAGUAAUAAUCAAGUCGAAUCUUUCUCUUGAGUUCAUAUGUGAAGUGGGUUGGUAAUGAAUCGAAUAAACAAACGGCCAACCGCCCUAAUCACAUUAAGAGUAUAUACAAUCCUACUGGCCAAAACAAGAAACAAAAAAGCACAACGCUAAUCCAAUACGGUUGAUGUAAAUCCCACCUCUUACUCUCCACAUCUAGUUCAUUAUUUCCGUCGCCAUAUGUUAUCAGACUCUGCUUCCUCCGGCAUCGAAUCGUACUCUUCUCUUUGUACUGGGGUAUCUGGCCACAUCCUUCCACGAUCAUCGUCAUCUUCGUCUGCGUCUUUGUCUCCUUGAUCCGUCUUAAUAGGCUCUGGAUCAGGAGCAUACAUGUUCGCCACAGUAUCUGCAGGUACCGUGUUCUCAGAUCCAUCCUGCGUGUCGACCUCUUGCCUUACUUCAGGUUGCUCUUCAGAAGUUUCGUUAUCGUCUUGUUGAUUUUGUUGGGCAGCGCCAUCCUGAUCACCUGCCAACGCUGCUGCUGCUCCGAGAGAAUCAAUCGUCACAUCAACAGGAAUGCGGCGGAUGGGUUGUGGCGAAAACGGUCGAGCAUUGCGGGGUUUGUUGAAAUCUGUCGAGUAGGCAUUUUCAGCAUCUCCCGGUUUGACGUCAGAUGCUACUGCAGAGAGAGAUUGGUAUCGCUCCGUGUCCACAAGAAGGCUGUCGCUUCGCCCGUGGUUUGGUCGUGGCCCUUCGGAGCCCGUAUCUGCCAGGAUACUCUUUGGCGGGAGGAUAGAGAACAGCUUAACUCCAUCGCUUCCUGAAGCUCCCUGGCCGCUGGCUAAAUCAGUUGCAAACAGAUCUUGACCCUUCUCUAGAAUGUCUUCCAAGCCACCACCUGACCAACCCUUCUUAGCCAGGCUCUCAAAGAUAUCAACUUCAGCCCGUACUAGACUGCAGCUUGCGUCGACAAUUCUUGAGCUAGUCUCUUGGCUUUCGCGGAGCAUCGUGCGCGCAUGGUCGCCAUGCAGUGUGGUGAGCCCGUCCAACUUGCUUGUCAGCUCAACCAGAUGCGCUCUGAAUCGAGCAACGUCUCGUCUCUUUUGCUUGUGUAAUUUCAUGCCCUCCUUUUCUAACCGUUUAACUUCUUUUGCUUGCGUCUUGAUCUUUUGUUGGUAUGUAUCUUCUUCGUCAUCUAUGACUGCCUGCCAUCGAUCGAGGUCGUGAAGCAGUGGUACUUCAAAGGAUCGAUAUACGGUUUCUGAUAGGAUUUGAUGGUGGUUUGCAACAAGAUGGUGCACUCCGGCAGUUGCAAGGAGGUUAUCCGCUGUGCAAGCUCCCUUUGUAGUAAAGCUUGCCGCAAGACUCGCGCCGCUCGACGGGCCAAGAGGCUCAGCGCGAGACUCUUUUAGUCGCGCGCAUGCUUCUAGCGCCGAACCAAACUCGGAUGCUGCAGUAGAUAUAGACGCUAGAGCCUGUCUGUAGGCCUUUGCUGACGCGAGUAAAUCCGAAUAUGCCUGUUGGGAGUUUGCUAAGUCGUUCUUGGUCAAGAUAGCGUGGGCUGGGCGAGGAGCGGGUGGAACGGGGAGGUUAUAUUGUGAGAUGGGGUUCGCAGUCGAUGCUAUUGAGUACACUGGCGAUGACGGUACAGGUGGAAGCUGCGACGGUGAGGGCGAUACCGGUCGAGCGUCCUCGUCGAGGGACGUCAUUACGCAAAAGAGUGUCUCUUUGUUCGGUGGGUGGUUCGGCCAGGGGAUGUUUUACUUGCACACGGUGCCGUCACCAACGUCUCUCGCGACCGUGUUUGUCGUUUGUUUCGUGCCUCUGCCCCAGUGAAUAUUUGUAAAGGACUAGUCGGGCUGUGUGGUUUGCAAGGCGGCGAAGGGAGAGCUGCUGGCGUACGGUGGACAAGUAUCAGCCGGAAUGAGGCGACUACAAAGGUUGCGGUUCUGUUUUGCUCGGCGCGGCAACCACUGAUGCAUCCACUAUAAACCGCACCUGCUAGGCGCCGUUUCUUUGUUCGCUAGUGCGCUGGGGCGGUGCGCUAUAUACCUGCUGGGCGAGGAAGGAAGAAAGCGGCAGCAAAACUGUCGAAACUGGUGAAAUAGACUGAAUUUUGGUUCAUAAAUCAAAAAGCAAAUUUUCUCGGUAGUGUCCUUUGUGCGAUUACCCAAUCCUGUCUCAGGACGCUAUUAAUGCAGCUGUGUCGAUGUAGCGUCACAUGAGGUUGCCAUCACGCGUCUCGUACAUCGCGACGUCACCACCAAUAUGAAACGAAGUUCUGUACGACGACGUACCCGAAAAAUUAAAAUUGUACCAAAAAUCACUCACAAAAGCGCUUUGGCCAGAUCUACAACCAUGGCAGCGCCUUCAAAUUUUCAUACAGGGUAGUCAAUAUAUAAAACAGAGCUUUAUUAAGCUUCAAACCCGCUACCCAUGCAAUCAUGCAAUAACACUAUCUAAUGCAAAUAUGGACAUAUAAUACAGUAUGGACUAAUUUUCAUGUUCAUCUUCCACCCAGUCUUUGACGUGCUGGCCCCAACCUUUAUCGCUCUUUUGCGACACCGGGCCACAGAGCCAAGAGCACGCCAGAUGCUUGAAAGGAAUAGCCAUUUCGUCCUUGGCCAUGCUCAAAGGCUUAACUGACAGCUUUUUGGCGGGAGAAGCGGCCUCUGCGGUAUUUUUGACCGUGACGUACAGCUGUUUCCACUCAACCCAUUCCAGGGUUGGCCGAACAAGUGAACGGCGGCAGUGGCUGCAAACAAGUCCGCCAUCUUGCUUUUGAGCAGCUGUCUGAAGAAUGAGAUGGCGGAGGUUUUCCAAUCCCUCUGGGACAAAAUGUGCUAGCUCAGCAGGCUUUGCUAGAUCUGCACAGCUUCUGGCCGCCGCCUCCAUAAGACUAGGGACUCUGCUUGGGCGAGGCUCGUCGCAUACACUGUCGGCAUUGAAUACCGGUAGAGUCACGGAGCUGUCACAUGCAGGAAACUUGAACUUUGACAGCACUCGACCUUGAGAAGUGGUUGUCUGGAUCUGACUAUUUCCCAAGUGGCGGGAUAAGAAGCGUGGUUGCCAAUCCGAGAGCUUCUCGACAGCGGUGGCCGCCAUAGGGGCACUGUGCUCUAACGUUUCUUGGGGCUUAAAGAACGGAUUUGGGAACAGAACAAGCUUCUUCAGUUUCGACUCUGGCUGGAAUAGAUCGGUAAACUCUGCCGGAAGAUACUGUAAGCGGUUCUGCGACACAUUGAGCUCCGUCAGGUUGGUAAGACGGCAUAUGGAAGGAGGUAGCUCCGAGAUAUUGUUCUCCCGAAUACUGAGAACUGUAAGAUGUGUCAAGUCGAACAAUGCGCCAGGGAGCCGGCCAAGACUAUUUCUAGCCAGGUAUAUUUUGAGCUCAGGCUCCUUGGUUUCAAAAGCCACAUCUUUAGUGACUUGUGGUAUAUGCGAUAACUGGGUCAGAGGGCUGAUUGUUUCAUUGGACAGCUCCCGCAGACCCAUGGACCAGAAAUCAAUAGAUUCCUCACCCUUCUCUAGACAAACGCGGAUCUUCUCUCGGGCUGCCUUUUCGGCCUCUGAGAGGCGAGACAGAUUUGGCCGAACGACAAUUGGUCUUGUGGGAGUUGUGGGCACCACAGGCAGCUCCAGCAUAUCAUCGGUAUCGGUUCCAUCGCUUCCCAAGUAAACACCACUGUCGAGCUGUCGCCUCAGCGUUCGUUUUUGCUUCGGAAGUGGUUGUUGGCCAUCGCUGUAAGCCGAAUCCGACGAUGUCGGGAAUUGGUUGUACCAGGAGCCCAAAUAUUUUCUCUUUCGGCGGCCGGCGACGUAGUUGUCUAAGCCAGGAUCGUCAUCACUCGAAAAGACGGCGGGAUCACUAGAGCUGCAGAACAAUUGCCCUCCAACGUCUGGCCGGAGACGCUUCCGCGAGCCUUUUGAAAAACUCUGGGAUUGCGCGUCCCAUGAAACUGCGGGGAGGGCGGGGAGGGAAGGUUCUUCGGCCAUGGAAAUCGACACCGGCUCCCUUCAAUGUGUCAGAAUCAUUAAAAUCUAAAUAUGGAGGUGGGCUAGGGCGAGUUAUGAUGGCUAUGUUUACGCGCUUACACGACGCGUCGGUAUCCAUCACGUGCGCUGUCCCCAACUGUUUAUAACGUGGGGCCUUAAUCUUCAAGGGUCUUGAUGUACACUCGUAUCAUUCAGGAACCAUGCUGUCCUGGCUGAUAUUUUGUUUAAUUUUUUUUUAAGUCUUGUAGUAAAUGCUUUAUAUCAUGCUUAGUCCCAAUCAUCAUCGUCAUCAUCAUUAACAGUCGAUCGCGUAAGGUUGCCUGACUUGAUGGACUUUCCACCAGCAGCCAAGCGCUCGUCUUCUUCAUCCUCAGCGGCCCUUCUUCUCUUUACGACUCGCAAGUCUGUAUCUGGUACAGCGCCGACGUCGACCAGCAAGUUGUCGAUGUUGCGCAUAUUUGUACGAACUCCACCGAUGGUGACGAGGGUGACAAUCUGCUUGACAAUGUCGCCGUUCUUGUAAACCAAAAUCGUGGGGCAGUUGCGAUCAGGGUAGUUUUCGAUAGCCUGGUUCGCUCGAAUUUCGCAAAACUUGAUAUCACCGUACUCCUUGGCUGCUUGUCGCCAGAGCUCCGACAGGACCCUGGAUUCAACAUUGGUGCCCAUGGAUGAUGUGAGGUUGACGAAGACAGGUCCAUUUUGUGAUGCAUCGGUGACCUCUCGCUGGUAAUCUGGCUUUGAAAUAGGGUAAACUGUGCCGUGAAUUGACUUUUGCUGUAGCUUGUUCAACUCGGCCAUACGCUUUUGUCGGUAUUGUUCCAAGAAGUCCUCAUCCUCGUCGUCCUCGAGCUCGUCUAGCUCGUCUAAGUCCUUUCCUUCCAGUCUGUUUUCAUGAGCGAGUCUUCGGCCUUCAAGAAUAGCUUCCUCAAUCAUCGGUGUCGGACUUGGGGGCUUCUCAGGUAUGAUACCCUGUUUGCGCAAGAUGUCGUUCCUACAACAUCCUAGUUAGCGCCGGCUCGGGACCCCUCACUAGGAACGAUUGUGGAAGCAAACCUACCAUUCUGUGUCUGCAUUCGGGUCGCCUAUCGGCACCGAUAUUCUCUGGUCUACAGGCGCAGCCAUUUCGUAGAUAAUUGGGUUUAGUUUAUGGCAAUGUAAGAUCGACCGUUACGAAAACGCCAUGACGAAAGCCCUCUAAAGCUGUAGCCUACUGCGAAUCUUCCCCGAGCUUCGCCAGCCCCACAUCGAAC